Pelobates cultripes (western spadefoot toad) is the source of this 423-nucleotide messenger RNA. Lineage: Eukaryota; Metazoa; Chordata; Amphibia; Anura; Pelobatidae. The record is from the annotation of a GenBank genome assembly.
GACCAACAAGACCAGACCUACAGGGACCUAAUAUCGAACAGGCGGCAACUCUCAGAACUUAUUGAGAGCAAACACGCCAGAACGAUCCGAAGGACACGAGCAUUCUUCUACAUGCAUGCCAACAAGGGGGGUAAAUUGCUAGUAAGGAUGCUGAGAGGAGCACAAAGCAGGGCACAGGUACACGCACUGCGCACCACACAGGGCACACUAACUCAAUUCCCAGAAGAAAUCGCGAGCGAAUUCCAACGGUUCUACACACAGCUAUACAAUACACGUGGAGAUGAAGACAGAAUAUCCCGAACCACGAGGAAGACAGAUACGACAGACUACCUAGUGGGCUUUCAACCAGAUACCCUCACACCAGAGGAAGCAGAAGAGCUAGAUACGCCGAUCACCGAAGAGGAACUCAAACAGGCACUGAAG